Messenger RNA from Trichoderma virens Gv29-8, 822 nucleotides. RefSeq lists its product as uncharacterized. The transcript is spliced from 2 exons. NCBI's taxonomy places the organism in Eukaryota, Fungi, Ascomycota, Sordariomycetes, Hypocreales, Hypocreaceae. The annotation marks the transcript as partial. The record is from RefSeq and is a predicted model, not a curated record.
GAGACUUUUCUCCUCUACGCCAACGACAUCCCGUCUCAAGGACUAGGCUUCAUCGAUUCUCACGCCUCGGUCCUGGAUCUGCAACUUGGUGGGAGAGACAUUACCAUUCACCAAUCUCCAGGCGUGUUAGCUUCAAGUCGUAAAGGUGGUACGACAGGAGCAGUCCUCUGGAAAAUCACACCUCUUUUCGCAGAAUGGCUUGCUUCCCCUUCAAACCUGCUCUUCCGCACCGUUCUCACCCCAUCAUGCACCAUCAUCGAGCUCGGAUGCGGAAUCUCGCCCCUCAAUGCUUUAACCCUCUCCCCCAAGGUCUCGCGAUACAUUCUCACGGACCAGCCUUACGUCCAAAAGCUCGUCCUGCAGAAUAUUGCUGAAAAUCAACCGUCAUCAUCCAAAUCUCAUACCGGCAAAUCCAAGAGAGGGACCAACAAAUCCUCUCCUUCAAGCCCCCUGAACGCCGUGGCGGACAUACACUUCCAAGUCCUCGACUGGGAAACAUCCCAAGUCUCGUCUUCGCUGACCAAUUCCCCCUCGGUUUUCUCUUUCGACGCACUCAUUGCUUGCGAUUGUGUCUUCAACUACGCCCUGAUACAGCCUUUUAUCCAGACCUGUGUCGAUAUAUGCAAGUUACGUCAGACGGACAGUGGCCAAGGGCUUCCUUGUUUAUGCAUUGUGGCACAGCAAUUACGAAACGAUGAUGUGUUCAAUAGCUGGCUAGUGGCCUUUAAGGAGCAUUUUCGAGUUUGGAGAAUGCCAGGACAGAUGAUGCCUGCAGAGCUCCGUCCCGAGGCCGGAUUUGUUGUCCAUAUUGGAAUCCUCAAG